This is a messenger RNA of Pseudocercospora fijiensis CIRAD86, 936 nucleotides long. RefSeq lists its product as uncharacterized. Gene Ontology annotation, molecular function: protein binding. The transcript has a single exon. Bases 1 to 936 code for a protein of 311 amino acids. The record is from RefSeq and is a predicted model, not a curated record. Lineage: Eukaryota; Fungi; Ascomycota; Dothideomycetes; Mycosphaerellales; Mycosphaerellaceae.
AUGCAUGCAAUAAACCCCGUGACUUCUGCAAGCGAUCUACCAAUUGAACUUGAGGUCCGAAUCCUCUCUGAGCUACCAGCCAGAGAAAUACAACGGUGUCGCCGCAUUUCCAAGCAUUUCCGCGACGUCAUCGACGAGAAGAGUAACGCGCAUCUGCUCUUCCAGCCAGGUCAAAUCCGUAGCAGAACCAAAUUAUCCGACGAGCUCGCGUAUGUCACUGAUCUGGCUGGAGUGGACCUUCUGGAGGCUUUCAGUCGCUGGCUGAGCCGUCGCGCGAUCUGGCGAAUACCUGAGUGCAAGCAAGUCAUUCUUCGCGCGUUCUGCGAUCACUGGGCGGCGCAGCAGACAAUGCCCGAGUCGCUGGAUUCUACAACAGAAAUGGAAAUUCCAGAUUUUGAGCUGCAAUGGCUGUCAGAUGCUCUUCUGACAUUGCACAUCAAUGUGCACGCUUUAAUCGACCCUUGGGGGGACAUUGACAUCGACGAAUUCAUCACGACAGUCGCUCUGCUAGCACUUGACCAGAAUGAAGAAGCCAUGCAGCGCUUCGGCAUCACAGCAGAAAAAAUCCGGAAGUAUGGCGAAGAAGUCGUGGCAAAUGCCAACCGCCUGGCUGCUCCGAUCGUCACACCCAAAUCAGUGCCGCCCAACGUAAUGCUCAACAAAAGACCCCUCACCACAGUCAGGAGCUGGCGGGCCUGCCGUCCGAUUUCCGCCAACGACUACACGUUCCCUGAACUUCACCUCCACGGCCUCGGCGACAACAAGUGGCUCUCGGAGAUACUGCAGAUUCCCGAGAUCCCGAGCACAUGCUUCCAGAUUUUUGCCUAUUGUGCUGGAAGCGAUUGGACAUAUGAGAAGCUGGAACGAGCCGAGGAGGGAAAUGCUUUGACUGAGCUGGAGAAAACUGCUAUUCUGCAAGACAUAAUUUUAUACUGA